CAUAUAAAGCGCUUCCCAAUGCCGGAGGAAACAGUGAAUCACAGAGGGAGAGUCGAGCACCACACUCUCAUCUCUCUCACUGAGCUCUUCAACCACCAACUGCUCACUCAACCCCAUCUCUUAUUUUUGCGCUUUUGACCUUACUUUUCAUUCAGAAACGAAAGAAAAACUAUUGGUCGCCUCUGCGCCCGAGAAACAAAGUUUGAGACAAAGAGAAGCUGAAGUUUUGACAGCGCACAUGGCGGCUCUGAUUAGCGCGUACUCGUCCUGGCCGGAGAGCUUUGAGUGCUCUGCGGGAAACGCGGACGUACCUGACGGACACACCUCUCACAGAGCUCCCGCGGACAAGGUGUCGGAGCCGCGCAUCAGGAGACCCAUGAACGCCUUCAUGGUGUGGGCCAAAGAUGAGCGCAAGAGACUCGCAGUGCAGAACCCAGACCUACACAAUGCGGAGCUCAGCAAGAUGCUAGGAAAGUCAUGGAAAGCUUUAACUCCUCCGCAAAAGAGGCCGUAUGUGGAGGAAGCCGAGCGUCUGCGGGUACAGCACAUGCAGGACUACCCCAAUUAUAAAUACCGUCCCCGCAGGAAGAAGCAGCUAAAGCGCAUCUGCAAACGUGUGGACCCGGGCUUCCUCCUGACCACCCUCGGCCCCGACCAAAACUCCCUUCCGGAUCCCAGAGGCUGCUGUCACCCGCUUGAUAAAGAUGACGAGACUGGCGUGAGUGGUGGUUUCGGCUCUCCCGGCGCUGCUUUACCUGGCGUCAGGGUCUUCAGAGAUCCUGCGAGCUCUAACAGCAGCUUCGAUACGUACCCGUACGGCUUGCCCACUCCACCUGAGAUGUCCCCUCUGGACGCAGUGGAUCAUGAACACCAGUCCUACUACUCAUCCUCCAGUUCAGUCUCCACCAGCUCCUGCUCGUCCUCAAACUCUUGCCCAGAAGACAGACGUCCCACACCGGCGCACAUGAGCAGUCCACCCCCUUACCAUCCCGAUUACUCCCAGCAGGCAGCUCUGCACUCACAUUUGGGCCACAUCCCGAUGUCCCACCAGGCAAGUGGGGCGACUCUUAUUGCUGGCCCUCCGCUGUCAUAUUAUAGCCCUUCAUUCCCCCAGGUUCAUAUCCAUCACCAGGGGCACCUGGGGCAGCUUUCACCUCCUCCAGAACAGGGGCACCUGGAGGGUCUGGACCAGCUGAGCCAGGCUGAAUUGCUGGGUGAAGUGGACCGAGAUGAGUUCGACCAGUACCUAAAUUCCACUAGUUAUCACCCUGAGCAGGGUGGGAUGACAGUGACGGGACACAUCCAGGUAACGCCGGCUUCCGUUUGCUCCAGCAGCGCUACAGAAACAAGUCUUAUUUCUGUACUGGCCGAUGCCACGGCAGCCUACUACAACAACUACAGCAUUUCAUAAACACCAAAACAGAGACAAUUGUCACAGACAGAGACUGUGGGCUCAUCAUGGGUCAGCAAUAUGACUGGCAGGUGAAAGAGGGGGUUGUGUAGCAAGCGGAAAAAAGAAGCUACAGGAAGUCAAAGGACACCUCAGGGAUGCAUAGAUAAAAAAAAAAACUGAAGUUCAUUCCCAUCUUUGUUUCCAAAAGGAGAACGGAAGUUAAAGACUGAAAAAAAAAACGGACAAACAUAGAAAUGCUCUCAUAUCUCGCCACAAAAGCAUGUACAUAUGCUAUAAAGCUUAUUUAUAUAUCAAAUUGCUUUGCAUUAAAGCUUAUUGUAUUGCUUUGUUUUCCAGUCCAGAUAUAUUCAGUUGUUGAUGUUUUUAAAAACCUCAAUUGUUUUACCUCAAGAAUUAUUUAAGUGAGGCUGGUCUCUUCCUUUGUAGGACAUGAUUUCGAAGGACAACCUUUUGUUUUCCCUUUACAUUCAUUUCAACAAAAUUAUGUGUAUACUCAUAAACAUUUACAAGAACAAUAAUAAUAAAUACUAUUGUAUGCCAGAUUUAGGUUUGCCAUAUUAAUUUAAUUCUAAUAAAAUUUUUGAGUUGA
Molecule: messenger RNA, 2003 nt
Organism: Danio aesculapii
Lineage: Eukaryota; Metazoa; Chordata; Actinopteri; Cypriniformes; Danionidae
Gene: sox7
Product: SRY-box transcription factor 7
Exons: 2
Coding region: 239-1411 (390 amino acids)
Biological process (GO): anatomical structure morphogenesis; regulation of DNA-templated transcription; cell differentiation
Molecular function (GO): DNA-binding transcription factor activity, RNA polymerase II-specific; RNA polymerase II cis-regulatory region sequence-specific DNA binding
Source: RefSeq, a predicted model, not a curated record